AUGAGAUACCUCCAGAAGCUUCACGACGAGAUUGCACGGUUGAAGAAGGAGAACAACAACCUGAGAACCGCGGUGAAGGAAAGUAAGCGCCUGGAGCCAAAUGACAGGGUGGAUGGUGGUAAGCGCGCGGACAAUACGCUAAGCGAGGUGCUGGAGGCGACUGAUAUUGGGAGUAUACUGAAUGCAACGUUCUCUGAUAAUACAGCUUCUAACGCCAGGGAGAACGUCCUUGCGCCAGCAGUGGCCUCUCACAAUAACAACACUGCCAACGCGAAUGUGUCUGGCGGUGGUAAGAAUAGCCAAGAUGAUGAUGAAGUUGUGGCGCCGUUUGUUGAUGAACAGAGGAAGUUGGUUUAUUCCCGUACAGGUGAGAAGUUCUACGUUGGUUCCUCAUCAAUGACGUUGUUCGGUAUCCAGGUCCAAAACAUGAUUCCGAACUCUCAGGACCACUUGAGCGAUAUGCCAAAGUUAACCACCAACGAGACUGUGUUGGAAAACGAAGGUAACGCCUACAGGAUCAUGUUAGGGAAGACAAAGACCCGUCCAGGUGUGUCUGUGAAUUUUACACUCCCUUCAUAUUCAUACGCGAUGCUUUUAGUCGAUACCUCUAUCCAGUAUAACGAUGGUUGCUUCUACUUCUUCAACGAAGGACUCGUGAAGGAAAACCUCAGACGAGUCUAUGCUGGAAUGGGUACGGAAACUUCAGACUCGAUCAUUGAAACCAUUUGGUUCUGCAAGGUGCUGCUUAUAUUUGCCAUUGGUGAAAUGUACCUGGGUACUGCGAAUAACAUCAACGGUAAUAAGUCAAAUACUGCACAGCUGCCAGGAUCUGGUUUCUUCCACCAGGCCUCAGAGUUAUUUACUGGGCUUUUCUCGUCAGGCGCCAUUGAUAACUUGGCAAGAGAAGGUGGUGUUGAAGUCCUACUACUGUACGCGUUUUAUUUACAAGUGGCAGAUUGUACAGUGGCUUCAUACUUCUAUUUUGGUCUUGCACUACGUACCUGUCUUAUCUUGGGUAUGCAUGUUGAUGCUGAAAAGGAAUCACUGACAAGAUUUGAAUUGGAGCACAGAAGAAGACUCUGGUGGACGGUGUACAUGUACGAGCGUAUGCUCAGUUCUAAGGCCGGACUGCCGUUAUCGCUUAAUGAUAACAGUAUUGCCACGGAGCUUCCAGAUGAUUUUGACAUGACAAAUCCACCUUCUGGAUGUGAACAUUACAUUUUCCCUGAAGCUGAAUACAUCACAAACUGUGUAAAGAUCACUCAGAUCAAUGCGAAGAUUCUGUCAUGUCUUUACCAAAAGCAACCAGAUUCUAAUAUCCUACCUGUUCUGUCAGAAAUUGUUGGCCAGCUCAUUCAGUGGAAACAGAACCUUCCUGACUUCUUGAGCCCCGACUUUUCUGAUAAGAACUUGCAAAUCUCUAGAUUGGUCACAAAUAUUAUGAGUGAAUACUUCCAAGGUAUGAAUCUUGCUGUGAGACCUCUAUUGUUCCAUUUUGCAUCCAAACAAUUGAGAGAGAACAAAACAUCAGACAAAUAUAUUGAUCUAAAUCAAUAUUCGAAGUUAAUCAUAACGUUGUUCAACUCGUCAUUCCAGGCUUCUAUCAAUACAAUCAGAUCUUUAUGGGCAUUGAUGCCUGAUAACAUGGUUGCGCUUUUCGGUUACAUGGAUCGUGAAUACUUGUUCACAUCUGCAGCAACGCUUAUUCUUUUCAACGCUGCGUUUGGUGUCCAUCAAGCGACCUAUGUACAUUUAGAUCAUGCUCUUCAGAUAUUCACAAAAAUGCGAAACCUCGGCAAUCAUCCUGCUGACUUACGACGUGCACAGUUGCUUAAGUUGAUGUCUACUUUAGAUUUCAAUGGGAUUAUGAAGAAGUUGAUUGAUAAGUUUAACGAUAACUUGGCUCCAUCUGAACUUUCUUUCGAUGUUGCUCCAGAUCGUUCAACACGCUCAAGCAUUAUUGAUUCAGAGUUCAAAGAGCCUCGUCACCCUCGUAAACAUUCAAAUGCAAACGAAUCAUCGGUUCGUCAAUGCAAGAAAAUCAGGAUUGAUAGCAUUAUUGAUUCAGAUAAGGGCACAGACCAGUCUUUGUCACUCCAUCCAAGCGAUGCUGACAUUGCAGAACUUCCAGAUGCGCUGAGGCUUUUACACAGUGACGUUGACGCUACAUGCGAUAAUGAGCUGUGGAAAGAAAUCUCAAAUGAUGCUAUGUGGCUCUCUUCUUUAAAUGAUAUGGGGGAAGGGUUACAGAACAUCAUGGACGACCGUUCAUAA
Molecule: messenger RNA, 2274 nt
Organism: Williopsis jadinii
Lineage: Eukaryota; Fungi; Ascomycota; Saccharomycetes; Phaffomycetales; Wickerhamomycetaceae
Gene: PUT3
Product: Put3p
Exons: 1
Coding region: 1-2274 (757 amino acids)
Biological process (GO): DNA-templated transcription
Molecular function (GO): zinc ion binding; DNA binding
Source: RefSeq, a predicted model, not a curated record